AUGUCGUUUGACGAUUUUAUGGACUCUCAAAAGGUGGUCUACGAACUAAAGCCUGCCGCGCGUGUGGCGUUCCCGGAUCUCCCGCUAGUAUACUACCAGGAGGGCGUACCCACAGAGUCCGCAUUGCCCUUUGUUCGCCUGUUGAAGGGUAACGAGCCUACGGAGAACGUGUAUCGUCGAUACGAGCUGUUUGUCAACAAUUGGGCCAAGCAGCACGAUCAGAUUCUCCAGAUUCUCCAGAAACACGAAAAGAAUAUGUUUGUGGACCUGCAGCGGUAUCUUUCUUCGGAUGAGAGUAGCACAGUGUUCAAGGACCAGCCUAUAAAUCUUAGCACCGCCCUCCUAAACCUCGGACCAAAUAUCUCCAACCACUCGCUGUUGCUUCAAAAUGUAUGGCAGAACCUGGUGGACGAAAGCCCAGACGCCAUCGUGGUCCGUUUGAGCAGCAAGGUGUGCAGCACCGUCAGCUUCACCAUGAAGAUCCUAGCUACAGAUAUCUCGCGUGGGCUCAAGACAGACCUCGGCCGCGCAGCUUCGGUGCCAGUGUCUGAUUCGGAUGACGAGAUGAACAGUGAACCAGAGGAUGACGAGGGUCAGACACGGACUAUUGAGAUGGACAGUCUGAUGGAGAAGGUGUUUUCCAAGGACAAGCGGCUGAUAGUGAUGAUUGAGGACGCCGACUCGUUUCCUACUUCGAUCCUCACGCCCCUAAUUAAGGUUCUAUGGAACUAUAACAACCAAUACAGAUCCAGGAUCAGACUGGUGAUCGGAAUGUCCACUCCGUUCGAAAUAUUUCACGAGAAGCUACCAAAACUAACGGUCAAGUAUAUGCGCCCCAAAUAUUUCCAGAUUGACAACACGGGCCAGGCAGUGAACGAGAUCAUGGAAAACGUGCUUCUCAACAUCAACGACACGUACGACUCGCUGAUUCUCGAGCCGCGGCUCGUGCUCAAAUUCCUGGAGCUCAAGUUGAAAAUCUCCAUCUCGCAGUUUGUCAACAGCAUGAAGGUCAUUUACAUGAGCCACUAUUACAGCCAGCCGCUUAGCGUGAUGUGGACCAACGAUUUUUCCAAAAUACAGCUUAACUCGCACGUAUUUGAUGUGUUUAAGCGACUCCCGUCUGUUCGCAGGUACGAACAGAGUUUGCACGCCAAAAAGGCUGCAACUUUGCACAAACUUCUUGUGUCGGAUGAUGAGGCCGCGCUGGGCGAUCUGCUGCGUCAGAGCCUGAAUAAGCUCAUUCAUUGGCGCUACCGAAUGAAGACUCUGGUGGAUCUGCUGAAUUUUAUGCAGGAAUACUUUUUAGAAACAUCCAUCUGGACCGACAACUUGGACCUUUUCCGACUCAUCUUUGAGAAUGUCAGUUACGAGGAGGAACACAGCAACUUUGAGAACUUUAAAUUUCUGCAUCAUCUCUGGAGUAAAAUUCGCUCCUCCUCAUUGCACGAUGUAAACAGCUUCAUCAAAACGGUGCGCGAAGAUGCCGACUUCGGGCCACUCUUCGAAAACGACGAUCUCAGGGAACUGUCCGCCGCGUCGCAGACCAAACAGUUUGUGGCCGCACUGAACAGAGCGCUCUUGCGCUGCCUGGAAGAGUUGAAUCUUAACAACAUUCCGUUCAGAGAGAUCUGCUGCGUCGACCUCUCUGCGCUGGAUCUUCUCACCAACACGUUCAAUCCCCAAGUGCGCGCAACGUGUAUCGAGUCUUUGCUCAACUCCAAAAAUUACCUGCUGAAUACGGUGCAUUCCGAUCCGAGCCAGCUGGACCGGGAAAGUUUCGACAUGAAACUUUACAAGUGCCUUGAACCGUCCGUGAUCGAAUUGUAUAGAUUAAGCCGAGAGGCAGGGGUCAUCACCAACGUCUACGACUUCUACCAGGUGUUCAAGAGCUCGCUGCCGCGCGAGGAGCUCGAAAAUACCCUGAGAGAGAAGUCUCCUCAAACACAGCUGCCCGCAGAAAUAGACGACCUGACUUGGGAUAAGAUGACUCUGAGCUGGUUUCUCAAGAGCCUCGCGGAAUUGCAGACUCUUGGAAUCGUCCGCGAAGUUAAAAACAAAAGCGAAACGCUAGAGAAAAUCAUCUGGAAAGACUUGUGAGCCUCUUGAAAUAGAGCGAAGUUCUCUGUAUCGGCUGAGAGUGGUACGGCUCGCAUGCCACCUCGUCAAAUAGAUCAUCGUAAUCGGAAUCCAAGUAGCUCAUUUUCUCGCUGUUGUCGCCGCGACACGAGAAUUCCGUCCCUAUAAUUACGUAGCCCCGUCGCUCGACAACACGGGUCUCUGCGCGCUCCUCCUUGCCCGUUUGCUUCGUGAUCUCCUCCAAAGUCUCUCUGUCCCUGAACGCGCUGCUCUUUUUGAGUUUGUUAGCCUGGUUUACCGUGUCCUCGAUGGAUAAUGCCUGAAGUGCUAUUUUAUAGUCGUCAAAUGCCGAAUCUAGUAGCGUGGUGGCGUCAUUCGUGUCGCCUUCCAAAUGCUCCAGAACCGUGCUAGAGUCGACCGUCGUGUUGGCAUCUUCCGACUGCGACGUGUCGCUAUCGUCCUCGUCUAUCGUGUUGCGAUUAAUGCGUUCCAAUCCUAUGUUUUCCUUGUUCUCUGUGGCCCGUUUGUCUUCCAACCUGUAGAUCCGGCUCAACGCAUUGAAGUCGUCCAUGUCCACCACCAUCGAAUGCCGCUUGUUGCGGGUCCCCGCCUGAGACGGCUGUCUGCGUCGUUGGAUCAUGGUCUCCUCCUCUGACUCCUUCAGCUUGUUGAUCCCUCUGAUGGAACCCCACAGAGAACGUCUGGCAGCAGAGUUUCUUGUCAUGGCUGUGUGUAUU
Molecule: messenger RNA, 2813 nt
Organism: Ogataea polymorpha
Lineage: Eukaryota; Fungi; Ascomycota; Pichiomycetes; Pichiales; Pichiaceae
Exons: 1
Coding region: 1-2097 (698 amino acids)
Biological process (GO): DNA replication initiation; DNA replication
Cellular component (GO): nuclear origin of replication recognition complex; nuclear pre-replicative complex; DNA replication preinitiation complex
Molecular function (GO): DNA replication origin binding
Source: RefSeq, a predicted model, not a curated record